AUGCCACCAGUCAACAGUAAACCUGAGUGGCCUUAUCCGGAAUCCAGCUGUUUCCCUGGAAGAAUUGAGAGAUUCUCCUACAGAACUUAUGUAAGUUGAAGAUAGCACUUUGGUGAAACAAAAACAAACACACUUAACUUCCUGUUUAGAAUUGGUUUGAGAACCGCCUGUGGCCGGUCAGACCUCUUCCGUUUCUCGCGGCAACCGCUGCAGUAACCGCCUAUCAAGUCAAGGAUUUCGGGAUUCAAGACAUUCAGGAUGAUGUGCAAACGGUUAACUUGUUCUACGUGGUAUCCAUACAAUUACUGUAAUCUUCAGCUCCUCAAACCGCUCGCCAUAUCCGUCAGCUUCGUGUACACUUCAACCUUUCUGCUCCGUCACUUCCUCAAAUAUUUCUACUUCGGCUACAAGGGAUACCUGUUCGAAAAUCCCAAAAAGCCCUCUUUCUGCACUAUCCUCUGGGGUGUCGUUCGGAAGAUUCUUCUGAAGGUGGCUCCGCCGCAACUCUCUUCCUGUGACCGACUUCUGCCGAAUCUUCCGCUUCCUGCUCUCAAAGAUACUGUCGAACGAUACGUGGACUCGAUGAAGCACUUCAUGCCCGAGGUAAAAUAUUAGUUUACGAAGUGACGCACGCGCCCAUUUUAUACUUUGCCCUGCUGAUAACCCGUCUCGUUGUAGGGCACCAUUCCUGUCACAUAAUGCCUAUUAAUGUUUUCGUUUUAUCAGGAGGAAUACGUCCAAAUGGUCGAGAUGUCACGGCAGUUUGUGGCAGGAGAAGGGCGCAGUCUGCAGCGAUAUGCGUGGUUCCUUCACAAGAUCACUGACAAUUACGUGACGUCGUUGUGGGAGAAGUACAUCUACAUGGCCGGCAGAUAUCCUUUGCUCAUCAACAGCAGUGUCGCUCAGUGCACAAUGUACGGAGAGAGUGAUUUGAUUCAGGCUUACCAGGUGGCCAGACUGAUUUACAUUGAGACGGUUGCCAACUUGGCACUGGAUAAGCAACAGUACUUGGCGGUGAGAGAAAUAGUUAUUUUUCAAAGAGAGGAGCCUUGGUUUCAGGUUGGAGAUGGAGUAAUGUCAACUAGACACUACAAGAACAUAUACAAUGGAUGUAGGAUCCCUGGAAAAGAGUACGAUCACUUCCAGUGGAACCAACCGGCCAGACACGUCGUUCUGGUCCACGAGGGCACCUGGUACAAAUUGGACAUUUGCGACGGAAAAGGAAAUCUUUACACUGUCGAUCAACUAGCCAAGUUUGAGAUAACCCCUUUCCUUUCAUUUCUUUUUGUUCAGAAUCGUCGCCGAAGUGAUGGAUAGAGAUGAUAAGGCAAGCGGCUACCUCGCCCGAAUUGCCAGUCUCACAACCGACCGAAGAACCGAAUGGAGCGCAAAUCGGCAGAAGUUCUUCUUGGAGAACAGACACAACCGACAGCUUCUCGAAGUUAUCGAGACGGCGCAGUUUGUGAUGUCCGUGGACGGAGACUUGAACUGGGGAGUGGAGUCAGCAGAGCAGUUAUCCAAGUACAUGAAGGACAUGCUCGGAGGGAACGGAGCCAACCGAUGGGUCGACAAGACGAUGAACUAUGCGGUGGAUGCGAGCGGACGGGCGGGGGCCACCGGAGAGCAUUCGCCGUGUGAUGGAGCCGAACUGGACCACCUGUGCGAGAAUGUGCUGAACGUGGACAAGCAGAUCCUUGUAUCUCCGAGCAAAGAAAAGCAGUUGGAGAUUAUACAGUUGAGCGAGACAGACAGGAAAACAGUGAAACUGGCGGAGAAAUUAGACUUUGCUGUUGUCGACGGGGUUGCUUAUCGCACAAAAUUAUUCUCGCAUGAUGAUAGUUCUUUCAGAUGGAAUCAGAAAUCGAAAGAUGCUUCGAACAACACCAAGAGGCCAGAGAUGACCUUCAUUUGCACUCUCUCGCUUUCAUGGAUUUCGGAAAAGGACGAGUGAAGAAGUGUGGAAUCUCUCCGGACGGAUUUGUCCAAUUGGCUAUUCAACUCGCUAAUUACAAUGUAGGAGAGCUAUCCAACCAUUUAGACAAUAAAAUAAUUCAGGAUCAAGGAAAGUUUGUGCUCACAUACGAGCCGGGAUCAGUCAGAUUCUACGCGAACACAAGGACGGAAACUCUGCGACCAGUGACCAACGCUUCUUGUGCGUUUGUGAAAGCGAUGACGAAUGAAGAGACUACGGUAACUGAAUGGAAGCGAAUUUUUAAUAUAAAUAGGUCAUUUACAGCAAAAUGAACGGCGGAAACUUCUCAAAGAAGCAUGCAAAGUUCACGUGGAGAACUGUAAGGAAGUGAUGACCGGGAAAGGAGUCGACAGACAUCUGUUCGUGCUCUGCGUGCUCGCGAAGGGACUCGGAUACUCUAGCCCGUUCCUCGAACACUACGCCAGUCAAAAGUGGCUUCUGAGCACCAGCAACGUAACAGAUUAACUUCUCAGACCCAGACCAACUUCCAGAGCUUUCAGAUUCCCAAUAUGACAAACUCUGUGGAUGAAGACGCCACCGAGAAGAACAUCAUGAUCGGGGCGAGUUUCGGCGCGGUGGCACAAGACGGAUACGGAAUCUGCUACCGAUUCGCCGGAAACCGUGCGAUCAUGGUCCACAUUACUUCGUACCACUCUUCGCCGGCUACAGACUCGGACCGAUUUGCUCAGCAUCUGCGAGAGGCCUUCCACACUUUGGCGGACCUAUUCGAUACUGAGCCAAUCAACAACAAUGUGUCAAAAUGA
Molecule: messenger RNA, 2736 nt
Organism: Caenorhabditis sp. 36 PRJEB53466
Lineage: Eukaryota; Metazoa; Nematoda; Chromadorea; Rhabditida; Rhabditidae
Source: the annotation of a GenBank genome assembly